AUGGCCACCUUCUCGCCGCACAUUGGCUCAAUCGGUGACCCAGCUAGCUCCGAUGCAACGUCGCAUAUAAGAAUGCCCAGUGUCGGGACCGGUUCCAAGGACUCUGUGCGCCAUGGUUUCGAGAGACUCAAUAAGCUUCGUACGCGCAAUAAGCUUCUGGUACUACAUACUGACGGAGAAGCAUUCCAUCGCCAGGAAUACGCUCUGACGCGCCCAUUCAACUACCGUUGGCCGUAUGCGACAUGCUUCCUGGUCAUAUUCGGGCUGGGGUCGAUCUUAGGCUUCGCAAUCAUCAACCACAUUCUCUUAGGCUACGACGUCGUCGCAAUCUCCUCCCGCGACUUCAACGUCUCCCAGAACCUGCCCUGGCCUGCAAGCUUCCACGCGCGCGACUACAGCUGCCAGCCUGCGCACUUCCAGCUCGGGAACGCCUUCCGGACCAACAACUCGGCGUUCACGUACUCGAUCUUCAACGUUUACUCCGGCACGUCCUUGGACACCCAAGGCAGUUUCGUCUAUUCGAACAACCUGCUCUCUAACUGCGAUGUGUCGGAGAUCCAGACGAACACGCUCCCCGCCGAGCGUAGCAUCACGAUCACUGGCUCGAUCCGUUGUCCAGAGCAGGGAUUCCAGGCCUCAACCUCAUACACGUACACGAACCACGAUAUCAUCGGGAACUCCGUCCAGACCUCGUUCUCGAACAACUCCAUGACGCGAGCCAUCGCUUCGGCCAUGGCAGAUGCUGGCGACGACGCGUACCUUGCGAUCUACAAGUCGGCGUAUACCUUCAGGCAGGGCAACAAGGUGUACCGCUACACCAGACAGUACGCCACGAACUGCGACGCGUCCGUGUCAGACGCGAAGACGACCGAGUUCGCGGCGUGCGACCAGCAACCCGCGGACCUCACCAUGACCUGGGACAACGUGAUCGGACUGACGGAUCUCGAGAUCUAUCCCUCCUCGCUGCUGGACAACUACACCUGGAUCAGGUCCACGCUCGACAACCUCGCGCAGACGUUCUACGCCGGCGUUCGUCUCGACCUCGGGCACUGGACGCCGAACAAUAUCUUCACCAACUUCACGUCGUUGAAUACGACCGGGCGGAUACUCGGUCGUCCGUUGUCCGACCAGGAAUCGGAGGAUUCCUCAGUCGUGCUAAACGGGUCGUCGCAGCGGAUAGCGUCCGCAGCCUCUUCAGUGCAAGUCGCAGGAGCGUAG
Messenger RNA from Punctularia strigosozonata HHB-11173 SS5, 1218 nucleotides. RefSeq lists its product as uncharacterized. Lineage: Eukaryota; Fungi; Basidiomycota; Agaricomycetes; Corticiales; Punctulariaceae. The record is from RefSeq and is a predicted model, not a curated record. The transcript is spliced from 7 exons. The coding region runs from base 1 to 1218 and encodes 405 amino acids.